UCCUUUCGUCUGAGCUUCCAAGCCGUCGGCAAGUUCAAGCUUUCUCUGACGGAGAUAACCAAUGAGACGACCACGGCCGAUGAGCCUCUUCCGGAGAAGACCAACAAGUCUAACAGCAAGAAGGAUGAUUCGGAAGAUGAAAGCGAAGUGAGCUCCGAUUCUGAUGACACACAUUUGUCGAGGGUUGCUGAAACUGAAAGCGACUCUGAAAGCGACUCUGGAAGCGACUCUGAUUUGGAAUGCAUCUUCAGCAACAAGAAGAAGCUAGCCAUCAAGCAAGCUGCCAUCAAGAAAGCUGUGAAGCCAGCCGCUCGCACUGCCAAGAAGGUCAAGAAAGAGGCUGUUGCCAAGGUCAAGAAAGAGGUUGUUGAAAUUGAAGACUCUCCUGACAAAAAACCAGCUCCCAUCAAGAAACCAGCUCCUCCCGUCAAGCGAGCCCCCACCAAGGCGGCUGCCAAGGCAGCUGUCAAACCAGCAGCCACCAGGACCACUCGUACAACCAGAAACCGCAACCUUCGACGUGGAGAUUUCGCUACCAGCUUGGUCAAUGAUGGAGAUGAGUUGCCCGAAGUUGAAGCUUCCCAAGAGUUCUGGGGUUAG
This is a messenger RNA of Seminavis robusta, 600 nucleotides long. Lineage: Eukaryota; Bacillariophyta; Bacillariophyceae; Naviculales; Naviculaceae. The record is from the annotation of a GenBank genome assembly.